Molecule: messenger RNA, 3035 nt
Organism: Alexandromys fortis (reed vole)
Lineage: Eukaryota; Metazoa; Chordata; Mammalia; Rodentia; Cricetidae
Gene: Zbtb8b
Product: zinc finger and BTB domain containing 8B
Exons: 3
Coding region: 84-1544 (486 amino acids)
Biological process (GO): regulation of transcription by RNA polymerase II
Molecular function (GO): DNA-binding transcription factor activity, RNA polymerase II-specific; RNA polymerase II cis-regulatory region sequence-specific DNA binding; protein binding
Source: RefSeq, a predicted model, not a curated record
UAUCUUGGUGAACCUAAAGUUUUAUAUCUAAAAAUCUUGGCAGAGCUCCAGGCCCCUCCAGAGCGGCAGUAGCUGGUGGAGAAAUGGAGGCGCAGUCCUAUUGCGCCAAGCUCUUGGGGGAGCUGAACGAGCAGCGGAAAAGGGACUUUUUCUGUGAUUGCAGCAUCAUCGUGGAAGGGCGCGUCUUCAAGGCCCACAGGAACAUCUUGUUUGCUAACAGUGGCUACUUCCGGGCCCUGCUCCUUCACUACAUUGAGGACAGUGGGCGGCACAGCACUGCCUCCUUGGACAUUGUCACCUCGGACGCCUUCUCCACCAUCUUAGAUUUUCUCUACUCCGGGAAGUUGGACUUGUGUGGCGAGAAUGUGAUUGAAGUUAUGUCCGCUGCCAGCUACCUGCAGAUGAAUGACGUGGUCAACUUCUGCAAGGCGUACAUCAGGUCUUCCCUUGACAUUUGCCGGAAGAUGGAGAAAGAAGCCGCCGUGGCUGCAGCUGUGGCAGCGGCUGCGGCAGCAGCUGCCGCCGCAGCUCAUCAGAUAGACAGUGGAAGUCCAAGUUCAGGACCGGAGGGGACGUCCUGUGGUACCAAGAGCUUUGUCUCCUCCCCAGUAGCGGGAGAAGGGAGCAUGGAGUGUACGAGAGCAUCCCCGUGUGAUGACUGCCAUCCCUUGGAACUGGUGGUCAAAGACAGCCAGAGCUCCGGCGCCUCUGACAGUGACCUUUCUAUUGUGCCCAGGCGGGUUGAACCCAAGGUGGAGUUUGAUGUGGCCAGGGUAGAGGUGGAGACCAGCGAGCAGCUGCAGCAGUAUGCCGCCCCACUGGCCCAUGCGGAGGACGGCCUGUCGGGUCACCAGGCCUUGGACUUGACUUACAGCAGCUACCACGUGAAGCAGUUCCUGGAAGCUCUCCUGCGCAGCGGUGCUGUCCAGAGCAAAGAUGACUCGGAUCAUCAGUUUUCUCAUAGUUGGGAGGGGAGACUGGAAGGUGCAGGAGCGGCCAUGAGUUCCGUGAUGGACGUCCAGAACGACUGGUAUAGAGAGGACUCAGGUGACAUGCUGGUGGUCCCCAUCAAGCUCCACAAGUGUCCUUUCUGCCCUUACACUGCCAAGCAGAAGGGCAUCCUCAAGCGGCAUAUCCGAUCGCACACUGGGGAGCGGCCUUACCCCUGCGAGACCUGUGGCAAGAGGUUCACACGGCAGGAGCACCUUCGGAGCCACGCCCUGAGCGUCCACAGAUCCAACCGUCCUAUCAUCUGCAAAGGCUGUCGAAGAACCUUUACCAGUCACCUGUCCCAGGGGCUGCGGCGCUUCGGGUUGUGUGACGGCUGCACGUGUGUCACAGACGCCCACGAUGAAGAUGACGAUUUGAUGCCCGUCAACCUUAGCCUCGGGGAGGCUUCUUCCGAAAGCCACGGGAAGAGUGACGCGGACGACUGGCCCAUCUAUGUGGAGUCUGGUGAAGAGAAUGACCCAGCUGUGGACGAGUCCGACGACAAGCCGCCGCACAGUCGGCCCAGCUUACCGGACCGAGAGACACUCACGUGAAUCAAUCGUUGGGAAAGUGGUUUUAGGUGUUGCUGCUUGUUCUACAGUAAAAGCCGACCGUCUGUCUAGUUUUGUGGAACUUAGGGGCUGUUUCCCCCUCCAUCUUGUUAGACUGCAUAGCCGAGUCUGGGUGUCGUGACUCUCAGAAGACUGAUGGAUGAGUUUUUAGCAUGGAUUCUGCGGGUUCUGUGGGCCUCACCUUGGUUCCGAAUGAUUCAAGGUUGGUCCCGAGCCUUCCUAAUUUCCUUUUUGAGAAGCCGACUCUGGGUGGGAGGAAAAUAAGAAAAUCCUCCCUGCUUACCACCCUUUCAAUCUUCUGCAUUCUCUUAUCGUUACCGUUUUCUGAAAAGGUGGCAAAAUGUGCUGGCUGGGUACCAGUCUUUCCCUGCCAAGCUUUUCAUAACAAGUUCCACAGUUUAAUUUUAUGGCGAAGUUGAAGGGAACCUGCUUUGAUAAAAAGCAGGAAGGGCUGGCUCCGUGGUCAUAAAGGUCCUCCCUAAAUUGCAGUCUGCACUCCUGAAGGUUGGGAGCUGUGUGCCGACAAACUCUGCAAGUUUGUAGCAAGUUCAUUAGGUCUCCCAGGCUUGCCCAGCUGGAUGAAGUUAAAUUAACAAGCCCCCCACCCCCACCCCCAAAGAGCCUGUGAGCCAGGCUGGUAGGCUAUUUGACAAUUGCAUACAAGUACCCUAUUCUGAGAUCAUAAAACAAGUUGUUCGGGCAAAAUGCAAAAUGGUCCCCUGCUUUCCGAAGUCAUUUCCGUGCAGCGACUCGGUGCACCUGGAGAUGGCUGUCCCACUAAGAUUCUUUCACCUGGUUUAUGCCCACACUUGAGCUGGGGAGAAGCGCAGGCUUGUCUAACGCUGUGUUUCUAGGUCUUUCCGCUUUUUUUUUCCUUUUAAAGAUUUAUUUAUUUUAUAAAGCAGUGUUCUGUCUGCAUGCAUGCCUGCAGGCCAGAAGAGGGCCCCAGGCCUCAUUACAGAUAGUUUGUGAGCCACCAUGUGGUUGCUGGAAAUUGAACUCAGGACUUCUUAACCUCUGAGCCAUCUCUCCAGCCCAGAUCCUUCGACUUUUAGAAGACCUUCUAGAAGGAAGGAGCUGGCUAGAACAGGUUUUAAGGCCGGUCUGCUUUUCACCCAGGCUGCAGCCAGGUCACUAUUGUUGCAAAGCAAGCAUCUUUAAAGCAUCAGCUGGCAGGAAGGGCCAACAAAGUGCUAGAAAACACUUUCAUAGCCUUUUCUUAAGUAAAGUAUCCAAAGUGGAUUUUAAAAAAAUCCCCUUGUCUUCCUUUAAUUUUAAUACAGUUUCAAAAGGCAGUGAAAUCUUCUGUCUUUCUGCCUCUUGAACAAUAAUCAGAAGAAUUUAUGAAUGGACUUGUAGGUAUUAUCUGGUCAUCAAAGGGUUAAAAUGUUUGUUUGUUUUUCAAGACAGGUCUCUCUGUGUAGCCUUGGCUGCCCUGAACUCACUGUGUAGCCAGGCAGAUCUCUAUUUAUA